AUGGUGCACGCCGUGAGGGCCCGAGGACCAGGCACCGGAGGGGUCGGUGAACACAGCGGACGCGCCCCGGGCACGGCUGGCACACGCAGCCCAGAGGACCUCGCAGAUUCCCCCGACGGGGCGGCCCGGCCCCGCGCGCUCGGUGGCGGCGACCGAACCUCUCUCCUGCGGACCCGUGGACCAAAGCGUACCCCUACCGGGCGCCGCGGGGACCAGCACUCGCCGGCCUUCUUCAGUGCGCCUCCCGGCCGCCAGGCGCGCCGUCCCGCCGCCUCGGCAGCGGCAGGGCUCGGCUGGGACACUGCCCCGACCGGAGCUCGCCGCCCUGCGCUCCGCCCCUCGGGGGACAGGACCUCCCGCGGGCGCUCCCCGCCGCGGACCCCGCGCCGCACGCGCACACACAAUGCCCGCGCGCGGCGGGGCGCGAUCUUCGCCUCCCCUCUGCUCGGGAAAGGGCGCCCGGGAAGGCGUGCGGCGUCCGGGUGGCAGAGGGCGCGGCGGCAGGUCCCGAUCCGCCUAGGGCGCGCAGGGACCGGCGGCGGGGCGUCGCCGGGCGUCGGGGAGGACGCGGGUCCGCGGCCGGAGGGUAUGGGAUAUGUAGCUGAUUCAGAUUGUCCACAGCGACCAACUGUUUGCCUUGUGCACUCUCUGAGAGGGGCUCUUUCCCUGCUGCAGAUAGUUUAAGUCUGAGGACUCUGGAGCCCCGAAAGAGAAGAGGGGCUCUGAGAAAGAAGAAGGCUGCUGCUCCCCUCCACUGCUCCUGGUUGCUGUUGUUACAGUUUAAUGAGAAAUUGGAGAUCUCCUGAAAUGAAGAUUGGACUUGCCCCAAAGAACCCAACAACCCUAACCAGCAGGAAAUAGCCAACGAGAGCUCCACCCUAACCUUCUUUCUCCUCCCUGGUGUUGGGGUGUUGGAAGGACUUGGGGUGGAGUAGGGAGAAAGGCACAAGAAACGCCAAUAAAAGAGUUUUA
This is a messenger RNA of Psammomys obesus (fat sand rat), 972 nucleotides long. Its product is annotated as translation initiation factor IF-2-like. The transcript is spliced from 2 exons. The coding region runs from base 1 to 684 and encodes 227 amino acids. The record is from RefSeq and is a predicted model, not a curated record. NCBI's taxonomy places the organism in Eukaryota, Metazoa, Chordata, Mammalia, Rodentia, Muridae.